AUGGCUCAAGAAUGCACUGAUAGCACCGUGGCAAUCUCUUCCUCUACGCCACUAAACUGGUGGGAUCUUCACCAUGCAACCUCACUCUCUUCAUGGACUCCUACCAGUCCAUGGCACCAACUGUCAAACCCUAGCUCUAACUCCUCUUGUGAAGAGGAUCUUUCCAUGUCUACAUCCUUUACUAAUGCUUCUAAUCACUCUGGACUAACCGUUGAGUCCGCUCGCCAACUUGUUGAGCCUGCUUCAUCAACCGAAUUGAUGGGAGAACAUGCUUCAGAUAACCAAAUCUGGAGCCAUAUUCUACUCGGAGUUGGAAGCAAUGAAGAGUUGGACAACAGUCAAGAAGUUGGAGAAAACUUACUUGACGCUUUGUCAUCCAAGACUACUAGUACUAUCUCAUCUGGGAUAUUUGGACCAGCUUGUGACUACUUCAAGAAAAUGGACAACAAUUGGGAAUUCACGAACCCCACAUCCUUUAACAACUUCGAAAAGCAUUUAAACGGUUUCAGUGAGAGCUUGAUUGGAAUUAAUGGAACUAAGUUGAACAAGUUGGUCGGCCACUUGUCUAUUGCCCCGCCUAACCCAGAAGUAAAACGCCAAUUAUUCGAUCCACUGACAUGCAACAUAUCGUUGAGCCCUUCUGUAAAUCACGACUCCAGUCAGCAUCAAACUUACAGAAACUCCACACCAUGUUUAAUGGGAGAAACAAGAAAUUCAGAUUUUCAGUCAUGUUAUGGCCAUGACCGAAAAGUAGAGAACGAACAUCGUGAAAGACCUACGGCUCCUUUUAGACGGUCAUUUAAUAGCAAUGGUGUUGGAUACCAUAGUGGACUUAACAGUUCAGUGGUAGGAGAUAACAGCAAAUACUACUAUGGCCUGCCUGAGGCUACAAGCAGAUCAAGUGCAAGAAAUUUUGGGGAAGUUUUAACGUUUAGUAACCGAUUAAGCAAGCCACUGAUUGAUAUUCAAGUGCCUAAGCCUUGCUUUAAAUCAAUCAAGUUAUCUGAUAGUAGAAAGCAAGGGCUCCUAGCUUCUUCGCUGACAGGAAAAGGACAUGGAACAUCAAAUGAAGGGAAGAAGAAAAGAUCUGAAGAAACUUCAGAGACGGCUGUAAAGAAAGCUAAGCAUGAGAGCUCUACAGUUUCAUCUGUAAAGAUGCAAGCACCAAAAGUCAAGCUUUCCGAAAGAGUCACGGCCCUUCAACAAAUUGUUUCGCCAUUUGGGAGGACUGAUACUGCCUCAGUGCUAUAUGAAGCAAUUCAAUACAUACAAUUAUUGCAAGAGCAAGUGCAGGUGCAGUUACUGAGCAAUCCUUGCAUGAAGACUAAGAACUCACACAAGGAUCCUUGGGUAGGCUUGGAUAGAAAAGACAAGGGAGAUGCAAAACUUGAUCUCAGAAGCAGAGGUCUUUGUUUAGUUCCUAUUUCAUGUACCCCUCAAAUUUAUCACGAAAACGCAGGCUCUGAUUACUGGACACCUCCCUACAGAGGGGUUCUAUAUAGAUGA
Molecule: messenger RNA, 1506 nt
Organism: Dovyalis caffra
Lineage: Eukaryota; Viridiplantae; Streptophyta; Magnoliopsida; Malpighiales; Salicaceae
Source: the annotation of a GenBank genome assembly